GUGGACCAAGAGACGCAAAAAUUGAUGGCUGCUUGCUUGUUUGCAUUUGUAUAAAUUGGGAACCAUGACAUUUCGUAUUUUGCCGGCAGAUUACACGAGUUUCUCGUUAAAAAAUCGGAUAUUGUUGAGCCAGUUUGGAAUUUCAGAACUUGCUCCAGCUGGAUAAUACGGAAAGGUGUGAACUUUUUCUACCUCUCUGGUUCGCUGCUGCUGUAAGAAAUAGAAGGAGACGAGCGGCUAGAAAAGCCUUGAUGAAUUCUUCAGAGUUUGCUGCAGCAGCUUCUUUUCCUGCCUCCUUCUAUGGCACCUGCACAUAUGCAGCUGGGAUUGCUGGCAAUGUCUUCGCCUUCGUUUUGUUUGUCUCGCCCAUGCCAACAUUUCGACGAAUUGUGCGGAACAAGUCGACCGAGCAGUUCUCGGGGCUGCCCUACAUAUAUUCCCUCUUGAAUUGCUUGAUCUGUAUGUGGUAUGGCCUUCCUUGUGUAUCAUAUGGUGUGAUUUUAGUGGCUACUGUCAACUCCAUUGGUGCUGUUUUCCAAUUUGUGUAUGUAGUCCUCUUCAUACUCCAUGUAGAUGGCUCAAAAAAGCUGAGGAUGUCCGCACUGCUUUUAGGUGUGUUUGGUGUUUUUGCCCUCAUUGCUUAUGUGAGCCUCGAGCUGCUUGACCACCCGACACGACAAGCAUUUGUUGGAUAUCUAAGUGUUGCUUCACUCAUCUCCAUGUUUGCUUCUCCAUUGCUUAUCAUUAAUUUGGUGAUCAAGACGAAGAGCGUUGAGUUCAUGCCAUUCUAUCUUUCACUCGCAACCUUCUUGAUGAGCAUCUCUUUCUUUGUGUAUGGGAUGCUAUUGCAUGACUUCUUCAUAUAUAUUCCGAACGGGAUUGGCACUGUCCUGGGAAUUGUACAGUUGUCGCUGUAUGCCUACUACAGCAGAAAAUCUGUAGCAGCAUCUGGCUUGCCGUUGCUGGCUUCGUACUAAGGGUUAGGAAUGGUCUCCGUGCUAGUUUAAGUGUCCUUCAAUCAGCCUUGAGCUCAUCAUAUGCAGUGUAAAUGAGCCACGAGAUUGGAUGCUUAGGUUCUGACAAUUUCUUCAAGGUCUUUAUCAAGCAAGUUAGAUGGCAUCUUCUUUCUCAAUAAAGACUAUUCAAGCAAGAUGAGGUUGAUUCCA
Molecule: messenger RNA, 1166 nt
Organism: Zingiber officinale
Lineage: Eukaryota; Viridiplantae; Streptophyta; Magnoliopsida; Zingiberales; Zingiberaceae
Product: bidirectional sugar transporter SWEET2a-like
Exons: 7
Coding region: 252-977 (241 amino acids)
Biological process (GO): carbohydrate transport
Cellular component (GO): membrane
Molecular function (GO): sugar transmembrane transporter activity
Source: RefSeq, a predicted model, not a curated record